Molecule: messenger RNA, 3715 nt
Organism: Gilbertella persicaria
Lineage: Eukaryota; Fungi; Mucoromycota; Mucoromycetes; Mucorales; Choanephoraceae
Exons: 3
Coding region: 29-3481 (1150 amino acids)
Biological process (GO): DNA-templated transcription
Cellular component (GO): RNA polymerase I complex; nucleus
Molecular function (GO): DNA-directed RNA polymerase activity; DNA binding; ribonucleoside binding
Source: RefSeq, a predicted model, not a curated record
CUUUCUUUUCAACCACCCUACACAUAGUAUGAAGUUUAAUACGGUUGAACGAGAAAACUUGUUCCGUAAUCCUUCGGACGAGAAAUUCGGAACGCCUUCUUUACAAGAAGUUGUAGCACCUCAUAUCGACGCCUUUAACAGUAUUUCCGAGUUUGGCAGUGAAGGUCAACCUGGCUUAUUAGACUAUGCUGUCAAAGACAUUGGAAGCUUUUCUGUUUUUGAUAAUGCAGACAAUGAUAUCAACUUAGAUCCCACUGGCGUCACUCUCGGAAACAAGUUGACUUAUUGGUUGGAAGACGUCAAAUUAUUACAGCCUAUGGUCAGUGAACGUGACACCACCACAUUAAAGCGUAGAAUCUACCCUUCUGAAUGUCGUGAACGCUUGACUACAUACCGUGGUAAACUCCAAGGUAAACUUUGCUGGAGAGUCAACAAUGGUCCUAUUCAAAGCGAUAUGCGUGAUCUCGGCCUUGUCCCCAUCAUGGUCCGAUCUAACCGUUGUAACCUUGCUGGCAUGUAUCCCAAACAAUUGAUUGCUCACCAUGAAGAGUCUGAAGAAAUGGGUGGUUACUUUGUUGUAAACGGUAUUGAAAAGUUGAUUCGUUUGUUGAUUGUGCCUCGUCGUAACCAUGUCACUGCUAUCAUCCGUAACUCUUUCCAGAACCGUGGUCCUACAUAUACUACCUUUGGUUGUUCUAUUCGUUGUGCUCGUCGUGAUCAAACUACUUUGACCAACACAAUCCAUUAUUUAAAGGACGGCAAUGUCAUGUUCCGUUUUGCUUGGCGUAAGCAAGAAUAUCUUUUGCCUGCUAUGUUGGUCUUCAAUGCCCUUGUAGACACUUCUGACAAGGAAAUCUUUGAAGCUCUUUGUCAAGGUGAUCGUCAAAACACAUUUUUGACUGACCGUAUUGAAUUAUUGUUGAGAUCCUUCAAGAUUUACAACCUUUACACUCGCGAUCAAUGCUUGAGUUAUAUUGGUGAGAAAUUCAGAGUCACUAUGGGCCUUGAUGAUGAUUUGACAGACAAGGAAAUUGGUCAAGAACUUUUGAAGAAGCUUGUCUUUGUUCAUAUGGAUGAUAACCGUGACAAAUUCAAUUUAUUGGCCUUUAUGAUCCGUAAACUCUAUUCACUUGUCUCUGGUGAAUGUGGUGCUGAUAACCCAGAUGCUCCUCAACAUCAGGAAGUUCUUUUGGGUGGUCAUCUUUACACUAUGAUUAUGAAGGAAAAGAUUCAUGACUGGCUUACUGGAAUCAAAAUGCAAAUUCGUAAUGAUGUUCGAUUGAACCCUGCUCGCGUUGAUUUCUUCAAUAACACUUAUUUCCAGAAUGCUUACCGUAAGGUCAAUAGUGAUAUUGGUGUUAAAAUGGCAUAUUUUUUGGCUACUGGUAAUCUUGUCAGUAAGACAGGUUUGGAUCUUCAACAAUUCUCUGGUUUCACUAUUGUUGCUGAAAAGCUUAACUUUUUCCGUUAUUUGGCUCACUUCCGUUGUAUUCAUCGUGGUGCUUUCUUUGCUGAAUUAAAGACAACCUCUGUUCGUAAAUUGCUUCCUGAAGCAUGGGGUUUCCUUUGUCCUGUGCAUACACCUGAUGGUUCUCCAUGUGGUCUUUUGAACCACUUGGCUCAUAAAUGUAAAGUGAUCAAUCAACCUCUCGAUACAGCCACUAUUCCUCGUUUAUUGGCUGCUCUUGGUAUCUCUCAAAGUUUCCUUCAUACUAUCAACCGUCCUGGGGAUGUUGUUGUCAUGUUAGAUGGUAAGAUCAUUGGCUGGUGUACUCCUGCCACUGCUGCUAAGGCUGCUGAAAGUUUAAAGGUGUGGAGAGUCAAUGGUGAAAAGGGUAUUCCUUUAGACCUGGAAAUUGCCAAUGUCCCCAACUCUUAUGGUGGUGAAUAUCCUGGGCUUUACUUGUUCUCUAGCCCUGCUCGUAUGAUGCGUCCUGUCAAAUACCUCGGUAAUGGCAAGACAGACAUGAUUGGUACUUUUGAACAAGUUUAUAUGGAUAUUGCCUGUAUGGACGACGAAGUUGUUCCUGGUGUUACUACUCAUCAAGAAUUCACUCCCACCAAUAUCCUCAGUAUCAUUGCUAACCAAACUCCCUUCUCUGACUUUAACCAAUCUCCUCGUAACAUGUACCAAUGUCAAAUGGGUAAACAAACUAUGGGUACUCCCUCUACUGUCUUCAACCAUCGUACAGAUAACAAGAUGUACCGUAUUCAAAACGGUCAAACACCUGUUGUCAGAACACAACUCUAUAACCACUAUGGUUUGGAUGGCUGGCCACAAGGUAACAAUGCCAUUGUUGCUGUCAUUUCUUACACUGGUUAUGAUAUGGAAGACGCCAUGAUUUUGAACAAGUCUGCUCAUGACCGUGGUUUUGGUUAUGGUACUGUCUACAAGUCUGAAACUGUUGACCUUAACGAAUACCGUGCUCGUGGUGAACCCAUUACUUACCGCUUUGGCCUUGACCCUGUCAAGGGUAAGAAAUACCGUAGCAAGAUUGGUGAUGACGGUCUUCCUCAUAUUGGUGCACACCUUGUUGCUGAUGAUCCUCUUUGUUCUUACAUUGAUGAAUCUACUGGCAAGAACGUUAUCAAGAAAUACAAGGGUCCUGAAGAUGCCUAUGUUGAUGAAGUCCGUAUUUUGGGUGAUGACUCAGGUAAUGGUGAACUUCAAAAGAUUCAUAUCAAGCUUCGUAUCACUCGUUCUCCUGUCAUUGGUGAUAAGUUCAGUUCUCGUCACGGUCAAAAGGGUGUCUGUUCUCAAAAAUACCCUGCUAUUGAUAUGCCUUUCACAGAAUCUGGUAUGCAACCUGAUGUUAUCAUCAACCCUCAUGCUUUCCCUUCCCGUAUGACUAUUGGUAUGUUUGUUGAAAGUAUUGCUGGUAAGGCAGGUGCUCUUCACGGUAUUGCUCAAGACAGUACUCCCUUCAAAUUCAAUGAACAAAACACUGCUGCUGACUACUUUGGUGAACAACUAUUAAAGGCAGGUUAUAACUAUCAUGGUAAUGAAGCCAUGUAUUCUGGUAUUACUGGUGAAGAAAUGAAGAUGGAUAUCUACAUUGGUGUUGUUUACUAUCAACGUCUUAGACACAUGGUGAAUGAUAAGUUCCAAGUGCGUACAACAGGUCCUGUGCAUAACCUUACUAUGCAACCUGUCAAGGGUCGUAAGAGACAUGGUGGUAUUCGUUUCGGUGAAAUGGAACGUGAUUCAUUGCUUGCUCACGGUACAAGUUAUCUUCUUCAAGAUCGUUUGAUGAAUUGUUCAGAUUACUCUCAAGCUUAUGUCUGUCGUCUCUGUGGUUCAUUAGCAUCACCUAUCUGUACAAAGAUUGUCUCUUCUUUGGGUAAUCGUCGUACAUACGAGUGUAAGACUUGUGGUACAGCCAAGGGUAUCGAUUUGAUUGCUAUUCCUUAUGUGUUUAGAUAUCUUACAACUGAAUUAAUGAGUAUGGGUAUCAAGUUGAACUUGGGCAUUAAGCCUUAAUUCACUUUAUUUUAUUCCAUUUUGCUUAUAUUAUCAUAUUACAAUCACGCUCACCCAUAUAUAUAAUCCCCCACUACCACUCUUUUUUUUCUUUAGAUUUCAUUUUACACUAUUUUCUCUCACAUAUACAAUUUCUUUUUUCUGUAAAAAAAAGAAGAAAAAAGAAGGAAAAACUUGACUACUACUGUACAAUAAAUGCAUACAAAAAAUACAUUUUUUUUCUCUCUCCUGGAG